CAAAUUAUUCAAAUCUCGUUCAGUCAUCUUUUUACAACCUCAAACUCUAUACAAUAGGUAGAUAAGAAAAUCCCACUGGGACCCCAUUAAAUACGCAUCUACUGAUAGCCCUGUCGAUAGAUAACUGUCUAUCUUCUCACCGGAAAACGCAACGAGGGAUUCGACCAGUAAAUACCAUCACCACCAGCGAUGAUGGCCGCUUCCACUUCUGGAAACCAAGCCCGAUACGAUCACUACCGACUGUACCGGGUGCAGCUGGAAACGGAUCGACACGUCCAGGUGUUCCAGGAUCUGGAAGCCAAAAGCGAUAGCUGUACCUUCUACGGCCAUGCACGGCAAGCGGGUCAGCAGUUGACCAUAAUGGUCGCUGCCAACAAGGUGGCCGACUUUGAAGAUCUGUUGGACCGCUUCCUGGUCAAGGGACGUGUUUUGGAAUACAACGUGCAAAGUCGAAUCGACAGUGAGGCCAAAAACGUUAAACCGGUGACGGCGGGUCCGGCGGAGUUCGAUUGGAAUCACUAUUUCCAUCUGGAAACGAUUUACGCCUGGAUGGACGAUCUCACCCAAAAGCACCCCUCCGUCAGCGUACUCUCCCUGGGAAACUCUUACGAAGGUCGCCCCAUCAAAGGCGUCAAGUUGUCCCGCAAACCGGACAACAAAGCCAUCUUCGUGGAAGGUGGCAUUCACGCUCGUGAGUGGAUCUCACCGGUAACGGUGACCUUCAUACUGAACCAACUGCUCACCUCAACUGAUCCGAAGAUCGUGCAGCUCUCCAACGACUACGAUUGGAUCUUCUUCCCGACGGUCAACCCGGAUGGAUACAAGUUCACCUUUGAAGGGGAUCGCCUAUGGCGCAAGAACCGCAAACCGUACGGACUGUGCCGCGGGGUGGAUCUGAACCGAAACUUUGACAGCAACUGGGGUGGUAUCGGUUCCAGCGCGGACCCUUGCAGUUACGACUUUUCCGGGGGAAGCGUCUUCUCGGAACCGGAAGCAGUUGCCCUGGCCGAUUUCAUCCGAAAUAAUGCUGAAAGGGAACGCAUCCGGACGUACAUCGCACUGCACUCGUACUCGCAGCUGCUGAUGUUUCCCUUCGGACACACGACCGAGAAGGUCCGGAACUACGAACAUCUCCAGUCGAUCACGGAUAAGGCGAUUGCAGCGCUAACGGCGGUUCAUGGAACAAGCUUCCAGGGUGGAAGUAAACACGAGACGAUUUACCCGUCCAGUGGGGGAAGCAUCGAUUGGGCCUAUCAGGAGGGCAAGAUUCCGGUUUCGUUGACGUUUGAACUGAGGGGUCCACCGGAUUCGACGGAUAUGUUUAUACUGCCAGCGGAGCAGAUUACGCCAGUCGGUGAGGAAACGAUGGCUGCGUUCGUGGCGAUCGUGGACGAAGCCCACCGAUUGGGGUAUUAUGAUUGAUGGUUGUGCAAUAUAGAAACGUUUGUUAAC
This is a messenger RNA of Ochlerotatus camptorhynchus, 1452 nucleotides long. Its product is annotated as zinc carboxypeptidase-like. Gene Ontology annotation, molecular function: metallocarboxypeptidase activity; zinc ion binding. Bases 190 to 1422 code for a protein of 410 amino acids. The transcript is spliced from 3 exons. The record is from RefSeq and is a predicted model, not a curated record. NCBI's taxonomy places the organism in Eukaryota, Metazoa, Arthropoda, Insecta, Diptera, Culicidae. Gene Ontology annotation, biological process: proteolysis.